CAUUCGCUGAUUGACAGCAAAGCUGGCCAACCAGAAAGCAGGACGCUGUGGCGGCUGCUUGGAGAGUUUGAGAAACAUUGUUGGGUGUGUGAAGAUGAACCAGCUACCAAAUUUAAUUAAUGAGUGCCUGAUUAAUACUAAGCAUGUGGAAAAUGCAGCUAUUAUUAAUUUUAAAUUGGCAACAGUGGUUGCAGCCUCCUCAAGGUUUAACAUGCCAAUGCCUCAAAUCCAGAAAUUUAUAGAGGCUUUUAAACGCACGCCACACACCAGGCAAGAAGGUCUAUAUUUCCAGGACAGAAACUACACAUGUGUAAGAGCAGAUAAGCAUUCAAUAUAUGGCAAGUGUAAAGAAGGUGGCUUGAUACUUGUUAAAACAGGAAUGUAUAUUUUAGUUGCGACAUAUAAUGAAGACAUGUAUCCGAGUGUGUGUGUUGAAGCAGUCGAAAAGUUAGGUCAGUACUUAAGGGAAAAGGACAAAUGAAAGUAAUAAAGAUUUGACACUGAAAGAAUGGAAUAAAAGUGGGCCUUGAAAACUUGAAAGUGUCAAUGUUGCUGCUACAGCCAGGUCAUUUAUAAUCACGUAUUUAUUUGACCAAAGGUUAACAUUACUGAUACAUUAGAUGUAGUUUAAGGAAUGAGUGAAAAUAAAAGUUUUUUACAAUAAUUUUUGGUCAAUACAAAUAUAGCAUUUUUAAAAUGUAAUUUAAACUCUUUUUCUUUUGUGAAUUUAACAUAAGCUUAUUUUUUUGUUUUUGGAAAACAGAACUGUUGUUAUCUUUGUCAUUGAACAAAGAUAAACAUAGCAAUGAAAAUAAGCUGAAUCCAUCUUUUAUAUCUAACUGCAAAUUUAAUUUGUAUAAAAUAUUUUAAUACAUACAUACUAUGGUA
Erpetoichthys calabaricus (reedfish) is the source of this 888-nucleotide messenger RNA. It is a transcript of the gene pfn4, whose product is annotated as profilin family member 4. The coding region runs from base 95 to 481 and encodes 128 amino acids. Gene Ontology annotation, molecular function: actin monomer binding. The record is from RefSeq and is a predicted model, not a curated record. The transcript is spliced from 5 exons. Gene Ontology annotation, cellular component: cell cortex. Lineage: Eukaryota; Metazoa; Chordata; Cladistia; Polypteriformes; Polypteridae.